CGUGGGAAGUACAAGUCGAAGAUUGGCGACUUUUGGAGAAGGAAAAGAAAACCUAUCUAUGCGCGCAAUGCCACUUAGAUUGAUCCAGAUAUCACACUGCCAUUAUUAUUCCAGCACUUUUGUAUUUAUUGGUUCCAAGGCUGCAUACAAAUCCAGCUGUCACGAUACUGUAGAGAACCUAAGUCGUGCGCGGUAUCUCCCUCCUCGUGCAUCUAAUGCAUGUAAUAACAUGAAACAGGGUGUAGAAAAGUGAGAAGUACAUGCCGGCGAAGGCCGACAAUUGCUGGGUACUCUUUCUACAGACAUCAAUCCCACUAUCGUCAACACAUGCAUCGGAAUGACUGCACAGCUUCAUAUUUCCGCUGUUUUCGAUGCCUGAUUCUUUUGCCUUCUCAUCUGCAAGGCGUUCUUCAACUGGUUGUGAAAUUACAGUCAAAAAUGCAGUAUAUAAGGACUGGUAUCUUGCUCGACUAAACUUCUCAUCACUAUCCAUCACAGCAGAGCUUUCCAUUUCAAUCAGAUUUACACUCCUCAACAUCCAUUACACGCAAUCUUUGUUCACUUCAUCGCAAUUAUGAAGUCCAUGUAUUACAUCCUGCCCGCGGUGGUAGUAGCUGUACCUCAAAGAUUCCAGAACUCUACAGUUGUUGCAAGCCAGAUUGCACCGAUUCGUGAUCCUUCGACGCGUAGUCAAGCAACUCCAAGCAUCCAAGUUUCGACUCGUGGUCAAGCACCUUCAAGCAUCCAGGCUUCUACACGCAGUGAAGCAGCUCAGCUGCCAGCUAGUAGCCAAGCCGUUUCUAUUAUUCCAACUACGACACGCGGCAACGCAGCUCCCCAAUCGUCGAGCAGCCGACGGGAUCAAGAUACCGGAGUUCGAGCGAGCAGUUCAGCACCCCAGAGGUCAACGCGUAGUGAAGCAGCGCCGAUCUCUUCAGCCGCAGGACAAAGCCAAUCUGCUCAGACCACUCGCAAUGUAGCGACCAGCUCAGCAGCCCAGAGAUCAACACUCAGCCAAGUGGUUCGAAGUUCACAAGGCGCAGCAAACAGUCAAUCCGCCCAAACCACUCGCAACGUAGCAAGUAGCUCAGCACCCCAGAGAUCAACACUCAGUCAAGUGAUUCGAAGCUCGCAAGGCGCAGCGAAUAGCCAACCUGCUCAGACCACUCGCAACGUAGUGAGCAGUUUAGCACCCCAGAGAUCAACACUCAGUGAAGUAGUUCGAAGCUCGCAAGGCGCAGCAGUGAGUCAAUCCGCUGAUAAUACCUCUGCGGGAAGACCUCGCUCGUCGGCAUCUCAAAACACGCUCAAUCCGGUACCCAGCUCCGCAGGACCUCAAACCACUCGUAAUGUGGUAUCCAGCGUACCAGGACCUCAGAAUACUCGCAAUGUGGUACCUAGCUCAGCGGGACCGCAAAGCCCUGAAAACCCGACGCGUGUGCUUUCAGCAAACUCUGGACCUACUCUUUUGACUGGCAAUAGAAUUGGCGUGGCGACCAAUCUCUAG
Molecule: messenger RNA, 1507 nt
Organism: Periconia digitata
Lineage: Eukaryota; Fungi; Ascomycota; Dothideomycetes; Pleosporales; Periconiaceae
Source: the annotation of a GenBank genome assembly